AUGCCUGCCUCUCAUACCUUCGGAUCUCCAAACCAGGACAACUACCCGUCUAGCAGAGCAAUGGAAGGCCAACAUGUGUCCGGGGGGUCCAGCUUAGUCCCUGGGUAUUUGGAGAAUGGAAGGUUGUAUGGGGAUUACAAGAAAGGGCAAUACAUGUUCCCUAUCGAUGAGUUGGAGAAAGACAGACUCGACAUGUUUCAUCACUUAUUUUUGCUCACUCGCAAUGGGCAACUAUUCUCCGCACCCCUUCCAAAUCAGGAAAGCCCGCGGAUCCUCGACUUGGGAUGUGGAACUGGAAUAUGGGCAAUUGAUAUGCAAGACCGAUAUCCAGUCUAUGGUAGAGUUGUUGGUGUGGAUCUUGCUCUUAUCCAGCCAGAAUAUAUCCCGGAGCAUCUCCAGUUCGAUAAAAUGGACAUUGAAGAGCCAUGGUUAACCAAGAUCGGAGGUACCUUUGACCUAAUUCACCUACGCACACUCAAUGGUAGCAUCUCCGACUGGCCAUUUGUAUAUGACCAGAUUUACAAGCACCUGAAGCCCCAUUACGGCUUUGUUGAGCAAGUAGAAUUCGACUGGAUCCCACGCAGUGACGAUAUGAGUCUACCCCAGAAUUCUUAUUUCCUACGAUGGGCCCAAGAACUCAUGCGGGCGAUGGAUACAGUUGGGCGUCCUAUGAGAUUGAACAGCCUUCUCAUCAAGCAGCGAAUGAGACAGGCUGGACUGGAGGAUCCUCAAGAGCAGGUUAUCAAGGUUCCUAUCAAUGGAUGGCCAGAGGAUGCUCAUGACCGCGAGAUUGGGCGAUGGUUCAACCUUGGUCUCACCCAAGGGCUAGAGGCUCUCACCUUGGGUCCCUUCACCCGGGUGCUCGGGUAUAGCGCAGACGACGCAAAGGAUCUGAUCGGCCGGGUGAAGGAGGAGAUUCGGUCGCGGAAAAUACAUGCGUAUUGCACACUGCACACUUUCACGGCGAGGAGACCGGCAUAA
Sordaria macrospora k-hell is the source of this 981-nucleotide messenger RNA. RefSeq lists its product as uncharacterized. Lineage: Eukaryota; Fungi; Ascomycota; Sordariomycetes; Sordariales; Sordariaceae. The record is from RefSeq and is a predicted model, not a curated record. Gene Ontology annotation, molecular function: methyltransferase activity.